Juglans regia (Persian walnut) is the source of this 1190-nucleotide messenger RNA. RefSeq names its product indole-3-acetaldehyde oxidase-like. Gene Ontology annotation, molecular function: oxidoreductase activity; iron ion binding. Lineage: Eukaryota; Viridiplantae; Streptophyta; Magnoliopsida; Fagales; Juglandaceae. The record is from RefSeq and is a predicted model, not a curated record. The transcript is spliced from 6 exons. The coding region runs from base 8 to 817 and encodes 269 amino acids.
GAGACUCAUGGUUGAUUGGAUCUAUCAUUGGUUCCAACUCUCUUGGUGCCUCAGGCAGCUUAGAAAUGGUUGGGACAGAUUCAACAAUAGGGACAGAUUCUGCAAAAAUGGUUGGGACAGAUUCAGCAAUAAGGACAACGAAGUCCAGAAAAUCCCAAGGCUGAGCUUCACUCAAAUUCUUCCCCUGAAGAGAGGGCUUUUGGAAGCACACUUACAAUCUGUAAAUUUAUCAGCAAGUUCAUUAUUUGUUCCUGACCUUAAUUCGAUGAAAUACCUGAACUAUGGUGCUGCAGUAAGCGAGGUGGAGGUAAAUCUUUUGACAGGAGGAACUACGGUUUUGCAAACAGAUAUUAUCUAUGAUUGCGGACAGAGUCUUAACCCUGCUGUGGAUUUAGGACAGAUUGAAGGAGCUUUCGUCCAAGGGCUUGGGUUUUUCAUGCUUGAGGAAUACUUGACAGAUUCAAAUGGAUUAGUGGUUGCAGAAGGCACAUGGACAUAUAAGAUUCCUACACUUGACACAAUACCCAAAAAGUUCAACGUUGAAGUACUGAACAGUGGACGUCACCAAAAACGUGUUCUCUCUUCAAAAGCUUCAGGGGAGCCACCAUUACUUCUAGCAGCAUCUGUUCACUGUGCUACGAGAGCAGCUAUUAAAGAAGCCAGAAAGCAGCUUCUCUUUUGGAGCGGCCAAGAUGGGUCUACAACAAAUGCAACAAUAUUUGAUCUGGAGGUUCCCGCUACCAUGCCUGUUGUAAAGGGCCUCUGUGGGCUAGAAAGCGUGGAGAGGUACUUGGAAUGGAUAAUUGGCACAAAGUAGUAGUGAAGAAGGAUGUCAAAUGUCCUACGAGUUGUGUGGAUCUGUUUGCCUCUGCGUUGUAAGAUUGUUAACAUGCAUAUGUGAUAACAAUAAGUGAUAACACUCAUGCUGAAAGUAUGAGCUCCAUUUUAUUGUAUGAUAGGGGUGCGGAAUGUUUAUGUUUGUUUUGAUUGGGAGUGUACGAAGAGAGUAGUCCUCGGAGCAAUGUAAAUUCAGAGAAUAAAAUAAGCUCUAUGUAAUUUUCAGAUUACUUAUUUUGUGUUUGUUAUGCUUAUUGGAAGGAAAGCUUGUAAUAAAAAUCCUUGACUUUGUAGAAUUCUCAUAGGUAGAAAUGCAUUUAUAGAUUAUUGGGAUCAAUGCCCUAAUACUCCAA